This is a messenger RNA of Lottia gigantea (owl limpet), 3048 nucleotides long. RefSeq lists its product as hypothetical. The record is from RefSeq and is a predicted model, not a curated record. Lineage: Eukaryota; Metazoa; Mollusca; Gastropoda; Lottiidae. Bases 1 to 1548 code for a protein of 515 amino acids. The transcript has a single exon.
AUGGAAGAUUACACCAGAACAGAAGUGACCACGUACACAAAUGGCGUCGACAACAACAGACUUUCAGAUGUUGAAGACGCCGUAGUUACAGCAUUUGACUCCCUGGAUAAAAUUCAAAAUGGCGACAGUGACAAUGAACAAAUUGUUGCCGUGACUAAAACAAUAACAAGUUAUUCACACGAUACACGUGACAUUUCCGCUACACCGUCUGAACAUACGGAAGAACACACACAGAGAAUUCAUUCAAACGAUGUCGACUUGACCAAUGAGGCUGAUUGGAGGAUUUCAAAAGUUGUAGAUCUUAACCACGGUAGUUAUUUGGGAGACUUUGAAAACGAUUCACAUCAAAGUGACUAUUCAGAUAGUGAAACACCGGAAGUCGAUUCGCACCCUGGCCACGUUGACGACUCGACCGUCAGCGACUUCUUUACAACAUCACCAGAACCCGAGGAUUCGGAGCACAGAUUAAGUAUGCGAUCCGAUACAGAAGAAGUGAUAAGACCCUACGGUGGAGGGUUGGCUGUGGCCCCGAACCCUUCCAGACUCGAGAUUGCUCAGGAAUCGGACACUAGUUUCCAUAACGAUGACAACGAAUCGAACGCGGAUGAUGGUGGAUAUACCCCACCACCACCUGUACAUAGUGCUAUUACUGAUAGUGACGUUUUGAUUACUAGUGAAAUGCGUAAUCCCGAUGACGGCAUGGACGUUUCUGGUGAUGUUGACAACGAGUUUGAUGUAGGCCUACCUGAAGUGCCAUUGGAGGCUGAAGCUGAUUCUAAAGAACAUGAAGAGAGUGGACAAGGCGGUAUGCUGGACACUGUAAAAGGCAAAGUGGUAGAGGUCAGAGAUCGAGGUUUAGAAUAUGGCGGUGAUGCUGUGAAUGAUAAACUCAAUAAUAUUAGUGAUGAUGGACUUAUCGGAAAGGCAAAGAGCCAAAUAGUGGAGCACAAUGUGCCGGAUGUGGCAAAAGAGAAAAUAACGGAGGCUAGCGAUUCUGUGAUAAAUGACGAUAACAUGAUAGAUUCGAUGAAGGAUAAAAUAGAAUCGACAGGCGUAUUGGGGUCGUUUGGGUUUAAUAACGAAACGUCCAAUAAAGAUGAUCCUCCCACUAAUGAAAAGGCCGUUGACGUUCAGGACGUUAUGUCUGCAGAGAAAGUGACCAAUGUGGAAUCAGAGCCACCAACUUUAGAAAUCGACACAGUAAAUGCUUUGGGUGAUGACAUGGAUUAUCAGUUACAGGAAGUAGAUAUUAGCCAAUCAAAUGAGGAUGAUUUUGGAAAAGUAUUCGCAGAUCAUCGUCAGUCAAUGAGAGAAGGAAAUACAUCGCCAUUAUUCCAUCAAGAUGCUUCGAGAUUCCAUUCCACAGGAACGUUAAGUACAAGCGAUUCUAAGAAAGUUUUAAAAGAAGAAAAAGCUAAAAAUGGAUCUAACUACACAGUCAAUGCUAUGCCUACUGACGAGGAACGACCUCAGAAAGGAUGUGCCAGUAUUUUAAAAGGCUUCUUUUGUCCAAAACGCGGAAGUUGGCAACCAGAUAGUUAUUUUUAAACGGUUACUUUCAUAUCAAUGACAUCAUAUAAGUGCCAGAUACAGUUUGAAUUGAGAGAUUUUAAACGUGAUAUAGCUGGAUGUCUAAAUCAUUCGGUUGAAAUGAUAAACGCUGAUCUGGUGUUGUGUCUUCUGAAGCCAAGGUCUCAAAAAAUCUGAUAAGAAACAGAAUAUUUUUCAUUUCUGCUACAUUGACAUUCCUUGGAUCUUAAAUUACAAAUUAUGACCGCAAUCGAUUACUAUAAUCAAUGCAUCUGAAAGAUGAAACAACAUGCCUCUAUUGUUUAUGCCUCCAUUGUGACAAACUAACUAAAAUAGCCUGAGUGUUUCUAUACGAGAGGAAAAAAGAAACAAACCGCAUAUUGACAUAUAAAACAUAACCUUUAAGGAAAGUGCUUUUUAACCUUUUGAUAAAACUCGCGACUUUUAUUUGACUAUUACUGUAACAAAUUGUAUAAAAUGUCACAACUUUUACACCUAUUCACCUUUCCAUUGGUUUUUUUUAGACAAUCUUGAAAUACGUCAAAUUUUAUCUAUACAUAAAUACUUUAUUACAAACAUGGAAAAGUAAUUCUUUAUAUUUGGUUUUCAUGCAUAUUCCUUCAAAUAUUUCGUGAACAGGUAAUUCCAUUUCUGUUUCUCCAAGGCACAAGGUAGAUUCUGUAUCAAAUUUAACAUACACCUAAGUAUUUCCUAACUUAUUUCAAGGCAGUGAUCCAGGUCGGCUGUUCAUUUGGUGAUUGUUCUCCCAAAUAAUUACUGUUGACGAUUGACGAAGAAUCGUUUUAAUCACUGGUGAAAAGUGAAUAAUGAUACCUAAUUGUCCAAUGUCCAUGAACAUUAUCUCAUCGGAUGUGAAUCGAAAACUACAACUGCAAUCUGAGAGCUACAGAUGAGAACACAUCUAGUAGAUUGAGUAUUUCUUGAAUAAGAUCAGUGUACUAUAUUUAUUGUGUAUAUUAGUAUUGUAUAUUAAAUUAGUAAUUAUAUAUUCAUAGAAACCUCAAUCUCACAAGUAGUAUUAAUGAUUUAGCACUUGCUCUCGGUUUUUAAUAUGAUUCCAUACAACAUUCUUUGUUUUAAUAGCGGGCUCCUCUCUGAAAAAUCAAGGAAUUAUGAAGUCAUUAAAUUUUGUAAAACUUGAAUAACUUUAUUUUAUGGGUGAGUAAGUUUACAGUGCACACAAUAAUCCAUGACUUCCAACCGAAAAUAAAUUCUACCAGUGGUACCAAAUUACAGACUUGGUACACUGAAGGCUCCUAAUUCCUCUGAUAUAUAAACACUAUGUAAUUAAUAUUUGAUAAUUCUAAUGUACAUUCUGUUAAGAUUUUAUAGUAUUUAAAUCCGUUUUAUAUAAAUACAUUGAUUUUAACACGUCUUUUGUGUAACAAGUAGAAAACCGACUUGUAUUUGAUCAGUAUCAAAACAGAAAACAGUUGACAUGGUAGACACUUUCAUAUUUCAGCCAGGGUCGGGGUGCUACAGUUGAUCAAAAUCAUG